AUGAUUUUGGAGCUGUUGCGAUCGUCGGUGCGUGUAUCCGCUACCGCCCGAGGCUUCUCGUCCACGAGCGCAAAGCGUCCGAAGCCCAUUCGUGUCAAGAAGAGCGAGGCGCGUCGUAUCGUGCCUAAGACACCAAAGCCGUCCAAUGCACUCGCGGAAGUGCCUGCUCAAUCGAAUGUCCCUGCGAAUCCGUUCGUGCAGUCUGAUUCGCAGGCACCUCAGACAUUUGGUGGCGUGAUGAAAGAGAGUUUCUUAUGGGGAAUGGGCAUGGCCGCAGCGUUUUCGGUGGUUGGCAUUCUUUUCAGCAGGAUGGAAGAGUCACCGGCCACGGACAAGUUCGAGGGAAGCUUCGUCGGAUCGGCAGAUGGUGAGGAUGUCGGCUUUUAA
Messenger RNA from Peronospora matthiolae, 387 nucleotides. NCBI's taxonomy places the organism in Eukaryota, Oomycota, Peronosporomycetes, Peronosporales, Peronosporaceae. The record is from the annotation of a GenBank genome assembly.